UCAGGGGAGUAGGACUGCUGACAACAGUGAACAUUUGCUUGGGAGUGGAAGUGAGCGUGAGGCAGCACUGGUCUGAACCGUCCAUGCAUAUUCACACGCACACACAUCUCACCAGCAUGGAACACGUGUGAUGCUGAGUGGUGACGGGCUUUGAAUCACACACCAGACGGAAGAAGGACACUGAUAAGGCACAGCAAAAGGGAACAUCAGAGUCUGUGAACAACCAAACAACGCCUUCUGUGCUGUGGCUGUUGCAAGUACCCGUCCAGGGCGUCCGUACCAGCACCAGGGGGCAGGAGUGCAGUCGCUCAGAGUGGCACUGUGGCGGUGAGUGGUGCCAGAGCUCGCCGCUAAGGGGCCUUCGCGGGGUCGAGGACGAGACCGAGGAAAGGAGAGUGAGUCCUUCCAUUUGUGCGGCCUUCGAGAACUAACAUGAGGGCGAUGUGCGGGUGCUGAGUGGUCGGGGGCCGCUAAGUGACCUGUGUGUGUUGACGUGUGUGUGUCUGGCUGGCGGGCAGCAAGGCGGGCAGUGCCUCAGCCACCACCGUUGUCGCCGCUGUACAGUUCAACCGGCGCCAUGCAGGGGAAGGCAGCCUCGUCGGUGAGGAUGAAGACGGAGCGGAGCGUGGUGUUCAGCCCCAGCAUCACUCUGCUGGAGACAGGCAUGGAGGACUGCAACACACACCUCAAGGACCCCUCCUCUGGGCCGGCCAAGUUCCAGAUUGGUGCCAGCGAUGAGGAGUUUGAAGAGCCUGCUGAUGUGGAGAUUGUGGUGGCUACCCAUGUGGUGCCCCCUGAUGGAGGGUGGGGUUGGGUGGUGGUGGUGGCUUCGUUCAUGUGCAACGUAGUGGUGGAUGGCAUCAUAUUUUCCUGUGGGAUGCUGCUACCUCUCUUCAAGGAAGAGUUUGAGGUGUCCAACUCUGAUGUGUCCUGGGUCAGCUCCCUCCUUGGGGGUUUUUACCUCAUUGUUGGUCCAUUUGUUUCCGCCUUAGCAAAUGCAUACGGGUUCCGAACUGUGUGCAUCUUGGGUGCAGUGAUAUCUUCAGUGGCCUUUGGGAUUUCUUCCUUUGCCACUUCCAUUUACUACCUCCAAUUUACUUUUGGAGUUCUUGGUGGUAUUGGAUUUGGACUCAUUUAUGUGCCAGCUGUGAUUGCCACGGGCUUCUAUUUUGAGAAGCGUCGGGCACUGGCCACAGGGAUUGCAGUGUGUGGGUCGGGUAUUGGUACCUUCCUCUUCGCAGCGCUCAACAACUUCCUCAUCCCAGUGUUAGGCUGGCGUUACACCCUUGUUGUGUAUGCAGGAAUUACCCUGAGCUGUGUGAUAUUUGGCUUGGCCUUCCGCCCACUCAAGCCCACCACCAGAUACACAGACGAUGACCUGGAGCCCCCUGGCACCCCGCUGCUCAUGAGAAUCAAACGUGCAAGGGAUGAACAGAUGAGACAAUGUGCAUCUGCCUUGUCCAUGUCCCCGAUGAAUUCCAAGACUCCCUCCAGGGCAAACCUAGAAGACCCAUGGAAUGAAGGGGAGGCAGCAAAGAUUGCUACCAGGAACGCCAUUGCGAGGACCCUUCUGGAGAGACACGGGGGCAACAUGCACAAGCGAUACAGCUACCCGGGUAUCAUGGUGACUGGACCUGAGCCCAUCAAAGAGGAAACUGAAACUCCCCUCAUUGAAGCAGAUAGUAAGGAGGAAGCAGACAAAGAAACUGAGGAGGAGUGGGAGAAACAGGAAAAGCAGGACACGCAAGAAAAACAGGAGAAGCAGGAAAAUCGAGUGCUGGAUGACAACAAAAAUGAAACCCAGAUUAAAAAUGAUGCCAAAGAGUGUGAGGCAAACGGCACCAUCCCCCCCCCUACCCUUGAUCCUGGCUAUGGCGCACCUCAAUGCCCUCGGAACAAGAGUGCCCCAGUGCUAGCCCAGUGCAACAUGCUUUCUAUGGAACACCUGAGACGACCCUCCAAGCUGGCCCUGCGCACAGAGACAGCUCGGCCAUUCUACCGUGAUGACAUCUUCUACUCAGGGUCAAUGCGGCGCCUCCCAGAGUAUAGGAGCUCGGAGUCAGUGGAGAGGUACCACCAGUCAGUGACGCAGCUGCCACCCAUGAGUGAAAUAAUGGAAGAGGAGGAGGAGGGACGUCGCUGCAAAUGCUGCCCCACCUCCAUCACAAGCGUUAUCUCUCGCAUGUUUGAUAUCACCCUCCUCAGCUCUCCAACUUUCAUUGUGUUGGGACUUGCUGGUUUCAUGUCUCUCAUGGCCCUCUUCAUCCCAUUCAUGUUCCUGCCAGGUUAUGCAACCCAGCAAGGGAUCAGCAAGGGCUCCAUUGCCACCCUGGUCUCCACCAUUGGCAUCACCAACACUAUUGGCAGGAUUGUGUGUGGCUGGAUCUCUGAUCAUCCCAAGGUGGAUGCAUUGUAUGUGAACAACUUUUCUCUCAUGCUGGGGGGUGGAGCAACCAUGCUGCUGCCAGUGAUAAGUGAUGAAUCCCUUCUUCUUGCAUAUGCUGUGGCCUUUGGUAUCUCUGUAGCUGCAUUUGCCUCCCUUCGUUCCAUUCUUCUUGUGGAGUUACUUGGCUUGGAAAAGUUAACGAAUGCAUUUGGCCUUCUGCUUUUGUUCCAAGGCAUUGCAGGCAUCUUUGGAAGUCCAGUUGCAGGUGCAUUUGUGGACAUGACCCAGAGUUAUGACAUCACCUUCUAUGUGUUUGGCGGAAUCUUCGCCUUCUCCGGAGUCAUGUGCAUUCCCCUCCGCUAUAUCAAACGGUGGGAAGACAACAAAAAGAGCAAGCAACAAAUGGCUAAUGGAGUGGAAAUGAAAGCCUGAGGUGGAAACGGUCCUCACAGUGUCAGAAAUGAUACAGGUGUUGCAGAAACAGUAGUUGGUAUUGAUACACUGUUGAUGCUUGAUAAUAGUGAUGGGUUCACUAUGUAUUUCUAGAACAUGACUUCUAAAAGUUCACUUACAUUUUUUUGUAGAAAGAUACAAAGAAAAGAGUUUCAUAUUUUGUGUGAGAGAUGUGAGUGCAAAGAAAGCCUUACAAAGACAAUACUGAACAAGAAUAAAACACAUCCAUUAAGACAAAAGGAAAUGAUUAAAGAAAAGGACAAAAUGAGUUCAGUGAUGAGUCUAGCCUUGGGCAAAGUGUUCUACUUCUAAGUUAAUAUUCUAAUACAAUUUGCCUUCUCUUAGAUAAUAGGCACUUUGGAUGAGUAGAAACCAUGUUGAUUCAUCUCCAUUGCAAGGAGAGUAAGCACUGCAUGAUUUUUGUCAGAACAUUAUUCCUUGUGGCACAUCAAAAUGUCUUAUUUCAGUAACAUUUAACAGUAAAUUAGUGCACAUGCAUUAUGUACAAUGCAUAAUUACAUUGAAAACAUUAAAAAUAGAAUUCAAGCAAUAUGUUAGGUACACUACUGGAAUAAUCAAGUUAUGAAUAUGUACUUUGAAUUUAUAAUUUCUGUGCCAUCAAAAAAUCAUAACUUUUAUAAGGAACAAAAGCCAGCUAGUGAGGGAAAACAAUAUUUCUGUUCAUGAAAUCUACAUUAGGUUUGACACUUUUUCAUAUUCAUGUCCUUACCAUCCAUUAUCAUUUGGUCAGUCAUUCAAACUCAACUACUCAUUAGCUCAGCAUUCACUUCAUCAACUGUAUAGUAUCAUCCUCUUAUAAUUAACUAAAACAUGCCUUUUUGUGGUCUAAAGAUCAAUUUAGUACUUAUUUAAUAUAUUAUUUUUAUGUUACUCUAUAGUCUAUACUUUCUCUUGCCUUAUUGCUGUUCUCUGGAACAAAUUUUUUACUGAUACAUGAUGAUUAAUGUAUUGGUCAGUUCCCAUUACAAUAUACUUAGUACAUGUUGAUUUCAGUUGAAAAGUACUGAGGUACAAAACUGUCUCACAGUUCAAGAUUUCUCUGUGUGAUACUUUUAACCAAAAGACACCCAUGGAUCAGCAGUGUUGCUAUUCACUGGGAGGAAGAAAUGUAAAGUCUACAGUUCACUCAAGGAAAUCAAUAAAGAAAGAGUAGGUAGAUUCUUAGUUGCUAGUUGUUUAAAAAUGAACAUAUUUUUUAUAGCAAAACAUUUAUGUUAGGAUUUCAUAAUCACCAUAGAUUUAGUCUACCAUUAUAUUCCUAUAUAUAAGGCUAAAUUAGUUGAAACUGGUAAAUCUGACAAAAUAAAGGCUGUGUGACACUGUCUUCAGUGAAGUAAGUAGAAUGCAGUAAUAUUUACUGGUGUUUAAGCUUUGAAAGAUUAAUUAGCUCUAUUAUGGAAGCUCUGGAAAUAAGAUGGUGUUCAUUAUUGAUUGAAAUGAUAGAUGAGGUUGUACUUAACAAACAGUAAUUAGUCUCUGUAGUUGUUUGUUUCUAAAAUAGGGAAGCAUAUAAAGGGAAAAAAAAAAAAACAUUAGACAGAAAGAAAUGUGCAGGGUAGCUGUAAAUUACAGUUUCAUAGUCUUGCUUAAUGCUGCUCAUUGACUUGUAGUAUUGCAAGAAUAUUUGAAGUGUACAAAUUGCUUAAUUAAUGGUUGAUAUCCAGUUCAAAACACUAGAGAUCCCACUACACAACUAAUGUGUCAGAUUAGAAAGCAAUUUAGCAUUCUGCAUGGCUGUUAUGGAGGUGAGAAUGUACUUACUGUGCAUACAAAGAAAAUAAUUAUUGACACACACACACACACACACACACACACACACACACACACACACACACACACACACAAUGUAAAUAAAACACUACCAUGCUAUCUACAUAGUCUUAAAAUGGAUUUUCAUUCAUUUUUUGUAUGUGCAUAAUAGGAAACACCUGACAUGUUAAAUAGUGUUAGUAAUUAUUUAAUUCAUUAUUUUGUUAUGUAGGGUGGCUGGAUUGCUCUGUGGGUAAAGAGCUCAGCUCAGAACUGAAAGUUGUGAAUCUGAUCCUGGCUCACAGCAGCUUCUUGGUGAGAGAGGCAGCUCUCUCUUGUAACACUUGCAGGGUUAUAUGGUCUUGGCUACCUAGCUUGGGGGGAUUCUUUUGUCACCUUUAAUCAUUAUAUAAUCAUAUACUACAUGGAAGCUAUCAGAUUAAUUCAGAUAGGAUAUUAGAUACAUUAAAUACAAAAGUUCCUUAUAUGUGUCAAAUUUAUCUUUAAUAUGACUUCCAUAUUGUAUAGACAAAAUUUAAAGUUAUGAAAAUGUUGAACCAUAGCAUUUUACUGUAUAUGGUUUCUUCAUAUCUAAGUUUCAAUUAGUCUUAUUAUUUAUUUAAUAUGUGCCACUUGUCCCUUGCUGAACAAAAGCUCAAGUGUGAUAUAAAGAUGAUAUUAAGAUACUCUUUUAUUUAGCUUCAUCUAAAACAACAUAUACCAACUUUUCAUCAUCAGAGUUGUAUCUGUAGUUGGGAAUGAAACCUCAACCAGAAUAGUUCUCUGCAAGGCCAACGCUGUAUCAGCAAGUGCUUGUUAUAUUUUCUCUCAAGUUUUUGUUCUAUUUAUAUUUAGAAUAGAGUGAAGGUUGUUGCGUGUGUUUCAUCAGAGGCACAUUGAAGACAUCCAGCUCCCUGGGACAAAGCUCAAUGUGGCUCUCACUUCCCUGGCGCACAGAAAAUGAUCAAAUGAGUAAGUUUAUCAUCUACUUGCUGCCACAUAAAAGAUGCAUAACACCCACUCUUCUGCCCCUGAAGCUGCCAACCAAUGUGCUCUUAAGUGAUAAUAGUUGUGUGCAAUAAAAUGAAUUACAUUAACUUUAUUAUAUAUCCAGGGGAACAGACCUUAGUGUGUGUGUGUGUUUAUGUCAUCAGUGUGUAUGACAAUCUGCAAGUGUAUACACACUACAGCAGAAAUGCACUUGGGAACUUAUUAGGGGAAACCAUGUAACUUUUUCUCCUUUGGCUAAUAUAUAGUUCAUGUUCAUACAGCAUGAAGGUAGCUGUUUUUGGAGGUGUGCAUGGCUCUCAUGACCUCUCUGAGUGAGGCCAUGUGUUCAGAGCAUUGAUUCAAGUAUAAUACUUUGUUUGUAUAUAGCCUUGUAGGUUUUAAGCUUUUAUACUGGACAAUAACAAGUGAGGGUAGCAGUCCCUCCCUUGUACCCUAUUGCCCUGACACAGAUAUAGUUAUUGAAGUAGCAUAGCUCUUGUGUUUUGCUAAGGAAGACAACCCAAGAACUACCCAGAUGUCUUAAAAUAUUUUUUGUAAAGUUGUUUUUGUAUUGUCAAUAGCAUGUAAGAUACAGGUUCAAAACCCUUUCCCAAAGGCCUACAUAAUACAAUAUUACACUGAA
Eriocheir sinensis (Chinese mitten crab) is the source of this 6242-nucleotide messenger RNA. RefSeq names its product monocarboxylate transporter 3-like. The record is from RefSeq and is a predicted model, not a curated record. Gene Ontology annotation, molecular function: monocarboxylic acid transmembrane transporter activity. NCBI's taxonomy places the organism in Eukaryota, Metazoa, Arthropoda, Malacostraca, Decapoda, Varunidae. The coding region runs from base 578 to 2818 and encodes 746 amino acids. Gene Ontology annotation, biological process: monocarboxylic acid transport; transmembrane transport. The transcript has 16 exons.